CUUAGGCAGGAGGGAUGGGUCACUCAAUCUCCAAGCUCGGGAGGCCCCCAGCAAAUCGGACGCUGUGGGCUAGGCCGCCACCGCGAGCCCACUCGCCCGAUACGCGCCUUGGGGUCCGGGUCGGCUUUCCCCGGGACCCCUGGCCGGAAACUGAGCCGUUCACUUCCGCCACCAGCCGGAAGUUUUCUGUCACUGGACGCCAAGGAGUUUUCGGUGGCUCAGCUGGGUAACCGGGGAUCACCAUGGCGGCCUCAUUGGUGGGGAAGAAGAUCGUGUUUGUAACGGGGAACGCCAAGAAGCUGGAGGAGGUCGUUCAGAUUCUAGGAGAUAAGUUUCCAUGCACUUUGGUGGCACAGAAAAUUGACCUGCCGGAGUACCAGGGGGAGCCGGAUGAGAUUUCCAUACAGAAAUGUCAGGAGGCAGUUCGCCAGGUACAGGGGCCCGUGCUGGUUGAGGACACCUGUCUGUGCUUCAAUGCCCUUGGAGGGCUCCCCGGCCCCUACAUAAAGUGGUUUCUGGAGAAGUUAAAGCCUGAAGGUCUCCACCAGCUCCUGGCCGGGUUCGAGGACAAGUCAGCCUAUGCGCUCUGCACGUUUGCACUCAGCACCGGGGACCCAAGCCAGCCCGUGCGCCUGUUCAGGGGCCGGACCUCGGAACGCUGUCAUAGCAGCCGGCAUCUGGCUUGUCCACAGAGUUCAGGGGCCAGAUCGUGGCACCCAGAGGCUGCCAGGACUUUGGCUGGGACCCCUGCUUUCAGCCUGAUGGAUAUGAGCAGACGUACGCAGAGAUGCCUAAGGCGGAGAAGAACGCUGUCUCCCAUCGCUUCCGGGCCCUGCUGGAGCUGCAGGAGUACUUUGGCAGUUUGGCAGCUUGACUUCUGCAGCUGGAGGAGGCCCCUCAGGCCGGGGAUCUGGGGAGGGCUAGCCCAAAACCUCCCGCAUCGGGCAGGCACCCCUUGAAGUACUUCCUUCAGGGUUUCCCCUUUGUGAGGGUGUCGAGUAGCCUCACCGGCCUGUCUGGAGGAGCAGCUGGCUCUGCUCUGAGAAACUCUGGCAAGUGGACGCCAUUCUCUUGCCCUUAGGAUUCACUGCUCUCUCCUACAGCCCCCAGGCCUGGGGUCCUGAAAGGACCUUGUCUGGUAAAGCUGCACUUGGUGGGAGUGAGGGCGUGGGGAGGAACCAUGCAAAUCGCCUUCCAUGGUUUUAAAUGCAAUAAAUAACAUUUCUGGAUGAGACUUGUUUCCAAAAUAAACCAGCUGUAUCUGUUUUGAA
Pan troglodytes (chimpanzee) is the source of this 1271-nucleotide messenger RNA. RefSeq names its product inosine triphosphatase (gene ITPA). The record is from RefSeq and is a predicted model, not a curated record. Gene Ontology annotation, molecular function: nucleoside triphosphate diphosphatase activity. Lineage: Eukaryota; Metazoa; Chordata; Mammalia; Primates; Hominidae. Gene Ontology annotation, cellular component: cytoplasm. Gene Ontology annotation, biological process: nucleoside triphosphate catabolic process. Bases 243 to 959 code for a protein of 238 amino acids. The transcript is spliced from 9 exons.